Molecule: messenger RNA, 816 nt
Organism: Lathyrus sativus (Indian pea)
Lineage: Eukaryota; Viridiplantae; Streptophyta; Magnoliopsida; Fabales; Fabaceae
Source: the annotation of a GenBank genome assembly
AUGGUGAAUCUUGUGGAAGCACAAAAACCAUUGAUGCAUGCUCUAAUGAAAAUGGCAGGAAUAAGACCCUACACAGUAGAGAUAGAACCAGGAACCAAAAUGAGUUUCUGGGUGCCUUCAGAAACCAUAACAAAACCAAAGAAAAAAGAGGAAAAACCCAAACUCAUCGCAAAACCCACCAAGCCCGUGGUUGUUCUAGUCCACGGUUUCGCCGCAGAAGGAAUUGUUACAUGGCAGUUUCAAGUUGGCGCGUUAACAAAAAAGUACGCUGUUUAUGUUCCAGAUCUUCUGUUCUUCGGAGGUUCUGUCACAGACAAAACAGACAGAUCACCGAGGUUUCAAGCGGAGUGUCUGGCAGCAGCGUUAAGGAAACUGGGUGUGGAAAAGUGUAUUCUUGUUGGUUUUAGCUACGGCGGAAUGGUGGCGUUUAAGAUGGCGGAGAUGUUUCCUGAGUUGGUUGAAGCUAUGGUUAUAUCAGGAUCUAUUUUGGCUAUGACUGAUUCCAUUAGUGUUAGUAGUUUGCAAGAACUUGGAUUUUCUUCUUCUUCUGAACUUUUGUUGCCAAACUCUGUGAAAGGUCUUAAAACGCUUUUGUCUAUUGCUGCUUAUAAAAAGCUUUGGUUUCCAAAUCGUUUGCACAAAGAUUUUCUUGAGGUGAUGUUCACUAAUAGAAAAGAGCGAGGUGAACUAUUAGAAGGGUUAGUAAUUAGCAAUAAAGAAAUUGACAUUCCAAAUUUCUCACAGAGGAUACAUCUUCUAUGGGGUGAAAAUGAUCAAAUUUUCAAAUUGGAACUUGCUCAAAAUAUGAAAGAGUAA